Molecule: messenger RNA, 3846 nt
Organism: Mesocricetus auratus (golden hamster)
Lineage: Eukaryota; Metazoa; Chordata; Mammalia; Rodentia; Cricetidae
Gene: Rab43
Product: RAB43, member RAS oncogene family
Exons: 3
Coding region: 236-868 (210 amino acids)
Biological process (GO): regulation of exocytosis; protein secretion
Molecular function (GO): GTPase activity; GTP binding
Source: RefSeq, a predicted model, not a curated record
GCAGCACCGACGGCUGGCAGCGCUCUGCGGAGGGCCGGGCGCUGCGCUCCCGGGCGGAGCCGAGUCCGCGGGGCUCCGGGGCGGGGCGGGGCCGUCGAUCGGUCCGCGCCGCUGGUUCAGGUGCUGCGGAGGCUCCACGUAGUCAGGCGGCCGGCCGGCUGGGGCGCACCGACCUCGGCCCGUUGCUGUCGUAAGCCCAAGUCGGGCCCCUGCGUCCCAGGUCUCCCACGGAGCCAUGGCGGGCCCGGGCCCGGGGGAUCAGGACGAGCACUACGAUUUCCUGUUCAAGCUGGUGUUGGUGGGCGACGCGAGCGUGGGCAAGACGUGCGUGGUGCAGCGCUUCAAGACCGGCGUCUUCUCCGCGCGUCAGGGCAGCACCAUCGGCGUCGACUUCACCAUGAAGACGCUGGAGAUCCAGGGCAAGCGGGUCAAGCUACAGAUUUGGGACACAGCUGGCCAGGAGAGGUUCCGAACCAUCACACAGAGCUACUACCGCAGUGCCAAUGGGGCCAUCCUGGCCUAUGACAUCACCAAGAGGAGCACCUUCUUGUCAGUGCCUCACUGGAUUGAGGAUGUGAGGAAGUAUGCGGGCUCCAACAUUGUGCAGCUGCUGAUUGGGAACAAGUCAGACCUUGCCGAUUUCCGGGAGGUCCCUCUGACUGAGGCGCAGAGCCUGGCCGAGCACUAUGACAUCCUGUGUGCCAUCGAGACCUCUGCCAAGGACUCCAGCAAUGUGGAGGAGGCCUUCACCAGAGUGGCCACUGAACUCAUCAUGAGGCAUGGAGGCCCCCUGUUCAGUGAGAAGAGCACCGACCGCAUCCAGCUGGACAGCAAGGACGUUACGGAGAGCUGGGGCUGUGGGUGCUGACUGGGGAGGCAGGGCAGGCAUGCCAAGACCUCCCCACCUCCUUUGUCUGCAGCCUGUGAAGCCCCACCAUUCAGAGCCAGCCCUCCAGGGCACUGGCUUCUCUAGAGGGAUUCUGCACCCCUGGCCUGGAUGCUGGGUAGAAAGGGAGAAGCAGGGUGUCCUGAGCAGAAGGCCAUUGGCUAGGGCAGGUUGUGGAUCAUCCUUGCCAGCCAGCAUCCACUCCCUCCAUGUUCUUCACAUUCCAGGACUAGCCUGAGCCUUCCAGCAUAGACUACAGUGGGGAAUGGGCUGGCCCUGCUGCCCAGCCCCCGUGUGCUGGUCUUACCGUCUCCUGCCGACUGCUGCUCUCCAGGGAUGUGGCUGGUACCCCAGGUUCCUCCAGGUCAUUCUCUGGCCUCUAACCAGAGUGUAAAAAGCACAUCAAUUAGGCCAGCGGACUGGUGCCGAGCCUUGUCCCAGGGAAGCCGGAGCUCACCAGGAGGAAGCAGCGUCUUCCCCUCACUGCCAGCUUGGAGCUCUUCUACGGCUCCCUGGACCUGGCUCGCUCGCUGCCUUACCAAGACCUCUUGGGUUUUUCUGCUUUUUCAUGUAGCAUCUCAUUUUCACUGACACAAGUAUAGGGUCACGGCCAGGGGUCCGCUGGGGGCUGUGCUGGCUUGCGGCCCAACAUUUUGCCAUUCAGGUUGCCGAAGCAGCUAAUCUUUCAGUGUGGUGGAGGACUGAGAUGGGAAAGGGGACGGUUAAGGAGAAGGAUGCAGCUUGUGUGUGUGUGGGGCAGGAGAGUGGGGUGGAGCACACACUGAGCUCACGCCAGGCCCUGGGUUCAGUCCUCAGCACCACAAAUGACAACAAAACAGCAACUUCUGCUGUGUCCCAGAGGUGGAGGCUGAGGGCCCUGUAGAUGCCAGCCUUUCCUCGUGUGGAGGACACUGCCCCCCCCCCCCCAGUUCAGAGCUAGUUCCCCAUGGUCCCGGCCUACCUUACAGUUUCAAAGCAAAUCACACAAGUACUUGGUGGCCUGAGACCUGGCCAUCCUGUACUCACUGGUCCCUUGCCUGCCUUAACUCAGCUUUCUGCUGAGUCGGAAGGAAAAGUGGGUUCAAGGAGGCAGGUCUGUGCUUUGGUGGGCUCAGGGAUCAAAGCAACUAGAUGCAGGGAUUGAGCCAGGGCAUGUUCCUAAGAUAGUUUUGCCCUUUCCAUGCCCUCCUACCACCUCACACACCCACACAGCAAACUGCUUUUAGACCACAAGGAAGACCACAGCAGCCAUGGGGCCUCAGCCAUUGGGUCAGGCUCAGUCCAGUCUAAUCAUGGAUCAGGGUUUGUUCCUGCAUCUUCCUUCCUGCUGGAACCCUACCCUUGCUUCCCAUCUCAAAGAUUCUGGUCUGUCAGCAGGGCUUUGCAACAACUCCGUAGCUUAGGCAGACAGAGCUGUGGUGAACUAAAUAAACAGGGCUAGACCCACUGACCCCCUUAAGGUAGGCAGCAGCCUGUGGAUUAGCUGAGCCUGGUUCUGGUGGGGCGGAAGGUUUCCUGGGUGAACCAGAGCCUGCUCUCAGUGUUGUUCUGGUGUGGAUCACUGUGACUGUUCUGGGCAGGAGCUGCAGGUAGCUCAGCAUCAGGAAGGUGGGAAAGCCCUGCCAUGAGGUCUGCUUGACUGGGUAGAACUGAAUAAGCCCUAUUUGGUCCAGGAAGCCUUCUUCACUGGUAACUUCAUGGCUCACCCAGCAACCAGAAAGAUUAUUUCUUUUUCCAUUCACAGGAAGAUCACCUCACUUCCCUUUCACAAUCCUGAGGUGCUGAGGCCCUGCCUGUGCCCUUGAGCAGGAGCAGCCCUGCUCUCAGAGUUUAGUCCAGACACCAAAGUCUCCUUGAGCCCUGCACUACCCCCUGCCCUGGUAGCCACUCUGUUCUCACUCUCUGGGUUCCAGGUCCGCUGCCAGGUGCAGGAAUGGAAGGCCAGGCCCAGGGCCCUUACCCAGUGUGAAUGACCACAGCCUCCACAGCCUUCCCACCUCUCUACUCUGUGUCUGGGGCCUAUGUGACCCUCCUCUCCCAAAUCUCUCUGCCAACCUGCCUUCUUAUCAACAGCACAGAAUCCCACAAGUGACCCAGAGGACAUCUCUGAGGGGAGAUGGCCCCUUCCCAGCCACAGGCCUUAUCUUUGGUAUCCUAGCAAGGACAAGUUCUUCCCUUGACCCCUGAUUCUGUGGCCUGGGAGGGCACGGAGUCCUGAACUGAAGCUGGCUCCUACAGAGAAGCUGCUACCAUCCCUUCAGACAGUAGUGCCAAGCUCUGGUCCUCUGCUGAGGUGCGCUCCACUGCAGUGCAGGGCCUUUGUCAGAAGGAACGCUGGGCUUGAGGACCAGAAAACAGGCGAGUGUGUAAGUCAGGAAAUAAAACCAGCUGCUUUCUUUUCCCUGGGCAGGCUUGGCUGGCUGCCAGUAGCCCAGGGCCUCUGGGGCAACAGGAGUUUAAUCUCUUCCCUUGUUUAAAAGUUACUAAACAGCAGGAACAGGUGGAGGCUGGAUGCUGGGGAGGGCAAGGAAGUAGCCACAGAAAGGCUGGGCGGGGCCAGGGUGGCCGCGGCAGGAGAGUGAAAAGGGCUAAGGUCUUGCCCACUAAGGUACCAAGAAGGGACUCAUGUCCCUUUGGGUGGAAGUCUGUUCCCAAGGACACAGGCUCCAACUGGGGGGGUGGGGAUCUACAGGGAGCCUCUGGUUCACAUUGAACUGGUUGCCCUGUCCCAGGAUACUGCCAGUGGUGGGCCACUAGCCAAACUUACCCCUGCAGGGCCUGGACAGGCAGAAUUGCCAGCUCAAGGAUUCCAUGUGCAUUGGGAAAAUUUUCACAUUGCCUAUUUAUGAACAUGUAAGUCUUUCUAUCAAAUCUAUUUUUGAAAAAUGAAAAGUUGCCUUUCUGGAUAUGUCACAGAGCCAGUGUACAUACAAUUCAACCAUUAAACAUUUCUGUACUGA